Messenger RNA from Manihot esculenta (cassava), 1005 nucleotides. Its product is annotated as mediator of RNA polymerase II transcription subunit 32. Bases 165 to 605 code for a protein of 146 amino acids. The record is from RefSeq and is a predicted model, not a curated record. NCBI's taxonomy places the organism in Eukaryota, Viridiplantae, Streptophyta, Magnoliopsida, Malpighiales, Euphorbiaceae. Gene Ontology annotation, cellular component: mediator complex. The transcript has 3 exons. Gene Ontology annotation, biological process: regulation of DNA-templated transcription; cold acclimation; leaf senescence.
GAAGGCCCAAAUUUAUCCACAAGAACGCAUACGCAAACACAAAAUGAGAGCGCCAGACAAUGGAGAUUGAUCAACUCGAUUGAUUUAGCUACUGCGAAGUUCAUGUUGUUACUACCAAAUCUUAAAAGUUAGCUGUGUUGAGGUGAAGCAUAAGUGGGGGAGUGAUGGACAACCUUGUAGAUUCGCUGAACAAUGCAUAUCAGGAGUUUGUGGCUGCAGCAGCUAAUGUGCUUGAGGCCAAAGAGAUUGCUGUUGCCCAGAAAACAGCAGCCACUGAUGCUGCAUUGGAAAACUUUAAGCAGAGGUGGGAGUUGUUUAGGGUGGCCUGUGAUCAAGCAGAGGAGUUUGUUGAGUCUGUGAAGCUGAGGAUAGGAUCAGAGUGUCUGGUGGAUGAGGCCACUGGAUCUGUGACAGGGAAGUCAGGACAGGCUGGAACAACGGGACUUCCACCCAUUAGCGCUGUUCGGUUGGAGCAGAUGAGUAAAGCUGUACGAUGGCUUGUUAUUGAACUGCAGCAUGGUUCAGGAGCGGCUGGUGGUGUAGCAGGGCAUGCCAACUCCUCGGCUCCUUUUGAUGCUCGUUUUUCUGAAGAUGCUGCUCAAUAAGUGGUCUUGUAUUUCAUACAAAGAAAGAAUGAUCUAUAUGCAAUGCAAAAAAGCAGGUGGCUGCAUUAUUUUUGUGGACGAACCAUGAUGUUCAAUAUUCAUAGGGGGGCAAAUUUUUUUGGACGUCCACUUGGAAGGUGGUGGUGAUGUUGAUUUUAGGGGAGAGCUAUAGGGACUGAUAUGAUUCUUUUCCUUGCUACGUAAACUCUGCCUAAGCAUUUUAAUUUGGUUGAGGUGUUGAGAAGAAGUGAAUUUUAAUGUAUGUAGGAACCUGGGAGUAAAUCCUUGCAGGUAGAAAAUUUGUAUUUAUUCUGUUUUGCGAUGCUGAUUGUAAAAUACUCGAAAUGCUUAAUGACAUUGUUGGGUGAUCUUGAAUUAAAAUUUGCAGUGUUGUCAAGCC